CCGUGUGACAUAACAGGAAUGGACAAAGGAGGGGACAUUUGGAAUGAUGGAGUUUCUCUUCUCGCGUCUGUCCCGUCUGCAGGAGUCCCGCUCUCCUGGAGGAGCUGAACCCCUCCCUGCCCACGGGAAGCAGGGAUGAAAUUCCCGGGUUUGCUUUGCUUGCGUGCACGGCUUUUUGCUUUCCCUAUUAAACUGUUUAUUUCAACCCAUAAGUUUUCUAGUUUUUACCGUUCCAUUCUGUCCCCGGUCCCGGUGGGGGGUGGAGGUGAUGAGCAAGCAGCUGCGAGGUGCUUGGGGCUGCUGGGGUUAAGCUUCGACAGCCACACAGGGCUCUGGUUUGGCUGCCGUGCCGUGACUCUUCGGUAUACAACAGGACCCUUGCAAUUGUCUGCCGUGACCCCACACUCUGGAACGCCCCUGGUACCGCGGCUGGGACCCCCACUUCUGUCCCGUGUCCCCCUUGCUGUAUCUGACCGCCCGGAUGAAGAGUUGCGCUCAGCCCUCUGCCUCCGGCCCGGGCGUUCCUGGGACGGGGCGGCCCCGGGGCGAGCAUCGGGACCAUUGCAGACCACCGGGCACCGCAGAACCAUUCCAGUCCACCGGGCACCGCGGGACCUUUCCAGACCAUCGGGCACCGCAGAACCAUUCCAGUCCACCGGGCACCGCGGGACCGUUCCAGUCCACUGAAUACCGUGGGACCAUUCCAGUCAACCGGGCACCGUGGGCAGGAGACUCUGCCAAGAUGUCCAAGAGGAAGCCAACUCCAGAGGAGGAACCCAAGAAGGCGAUAAUUGUAUAUUUGAAAUCUGGGGAGCACACAGCUCCUGGUGAUGAGCCCAAGAAGGAGACAAAUUCAGAUGAGAAAUCCUGGGAUGACCCAAAUCAUGGUGACAAGCCCAAGGAUGGGGAUUGUCCUGGAGAUGGUCCUGACAAUGGUCCUGACAGUGGUCCUGACAGUGGUCCUGACAAUAGUCCUGAUGGUGGUCCCAAGGAUGUGGAUAAUCCAGAAAGGGAUUCCAGUGGGCAGUGUUGCCAUCCCUGCUCCCUCUCCCCCUGCACAGGGAAGGGCUGGCAAGGCAGUGGGUGA
Onychostruthus taczanowskii (white-rumped snowfinch) is the source of this 1087-nucleotide messenger RNA. RefSeq lists its product as uncharacterized. The transcript has 3 exons. NCBI's taxonomy places the organism in Eukaryota, Metazoa, Chordata, Aves, Passeriformes, Passeridae. The coding region runs from base 482 to 1087 and encodes 201 amino acids. The record is from RefSeq and is a predicted model, not a curated record.